Molecule: messenger RNA, 1823 nt
Organism: Pseudogymnoascus verrucosus
Lineage: Eukaryota; Fungi; Ascomycota; Leotiomycetes; Thelebolales; Thelebolaceae
Exons: 3
Coding region: 176-541 (121 amino acids)
Biological process (GO): protein folding
Cellular component (GO): prefoldin complex; cytoplasm
Molecular function (GO): protein folding chaperone
Source: RefSeq, a predicted model, not a curated record
CCCACCACGAAAGCACCGAACAGUUCAAGGCCACGUUAUUGUCUACUACAAGACCUCCAUAUUCAUACCUUGGAUCGUAGAACUUUGGUUCCGCAGUUCAGAGCGCACAGCGAGACUUCAACUACCAAACCCGUCCAGCUUUGUCCCUCUGUAUAUAUACUAUCCCUUGAGGAAAAUGUCCAUUUCGAACGAAGCUCUCCAAAAGCUCGUGCAGGAGAUCGAGACGCAGGCCAUUCAGGCACAACAGCAGAUCAAUGUCGUCAAGUCACAAAUAGCAGUGAAGCAGCGCGACAUGCGACUCCUGCAGCUGACCUCGAGCGAGGUGUCUACGCUACCAGAAAAUACAAAUAUAUACGAGGGGGUUGGCAAGAUGUUCGUUUUUAGCCCUACGAGCGAGGUUGAUAAAAGAUUGACAUCGGAAACUGCCGGGCUCAAGACCGACGUCGAGUCACUGAACAAGAAACUACACUACCUCGAGACAACAUACAAAAAUAGCCGUGAACAUAUGGAGCAGAUCUUCAAGAGCGGGGGCCGCGCAUAAGAAGGUCCAAACAAAAACAGAGAGCUCGCGCGGGAUGGAGAGACUCAAGCGCAGUGUGAGAAGUGCAGCCAAUAUCCUCUUGUUAGUAAAAUGAGAGGAGGGCGUGUUGUUGGAGUGUCGCUAUUGUUGCCGUUUGCGCGAGUCAGGAGGGUGCGGGAGGAUACGCUCGCUGGGCGCGUAGUCUCUACUAUCAAGACAUCGGACGGCUCAACUUUCCCAGAUGGAAAAUGAAGAGGUCGAGCGCCGCAUAUGAAGGGCCUCUAGGCGCUUGUCGGGGCGCUUCGCCAGGCGCGGACUAUUGCGCUUAAUCCUCUCAAACAUACUUUGGCGGCCAAACUAAGGUUACUUGUCAUGGCCGCAUGGCAUACCCGAAACACACUUUGUUUUAUAGCGCAGUAUUAGAUCAGGUCCAGACACGUUUCUGUGGCCUGUUGUGGAUUCAGAUAUUGUGGAGUUAAACACAGCCCUACAGUUUACAGAAACACGCUCCUUCACCUGCCAAAAAUGGGAAUCAAAUCGAAUCUGAAUAAUUCAAAGCUAAGGAAACAAAGCUGUGCAAAGCAUAUAUACCGGCUACUUUCAUGGUAUUCGGACGGCAAUGCACGAGAAGGCAAAAUGCGUUUCACAGUUAUUAUGACAUUGCUUUCGUGGACCCUGGCACGGCUGACAUGCAUGAUCCUUCUCGCACUCACUCAGCUUCCACAAGUGACAUGCACACAUGCCCUACAUUGAUUACUCUGUUAUCGUUACAAAUAGCCUCCGAGUCUCGUUCGCGAUGACUUAUUUCCCUACUCUCUCCACAUGACAAGUUCGCUCGGAUUCAAGGCGAUCAUUGUCAAAGGCGCGCGGAUACUCAGAUGAAACUUGUCGAGACGCGCGGGUCGACCAGACGUUUCAGCGAUGGCUGGAAUAUGCCAAAUGCUUGGUGUUGCAACCCCGCUCUGGCCAAAAUUACUCUGUUGAUCAUCCUUGCGAGUCGCUGUCCGCUAAGCUCCACCUUGUGGUGUGUUUCUUGUGCCGCUGAGCCCCCCCAUGCAUGUGCUGCAGCCUAACACACCGAAAUGGUCUACUUGGUACUAAACUUGAACAUUUUCAGCCCCACGGAUCCCAUGGAUUCGUCGUGUGCCCAAUCAUGAUUGUGAUGUCGCGAUAGCCCAUGCGGGCCCUUCCUACGCCAUGCACGCGCUGAUACAAUGGACUUGAGGCCACACACUUCCCGACCACCCCGCCCCGCCCCUCACCUUCAGCCCAAUUCCCAGUCUUGAGCACACUUUCUUCGUCU